AUGCGCUUUUGUUAUCCGAUGUCACCAAAGUUGAAUCAGACUGUUAUUCAAGGCUGUUUCUUCCAUAUAACAUUUUCAUUUGCUGCUGUUAUCACCUUCAGUCACCGGGAUUUAAAACCGGAAAAUUUACUUUUGGACGAUCAGUUGAAUAUUCGUGUCGCGGAUUUCGGAAUGGCUUCUCUCCAACCCGAGGGUUCCCUACUGGAAACUAGUUGCGGCUCACCACACUAUGCCUGUCCCGAGGUUAUACGAGGGGAAAAAUACGAUGGACGAAUGGCCGAUGUUUGGUCAUGUGGAGUGAUCCUGUACGCGUUGCUAGUGGGCGCACUUCCUUUUGACGAUGACAAUCUGCGGAAUUUGUUGGAGAAAGUUAAAAAAGGUGUAUUUCACAUUCCCCCGUUCGUUUCACCCGACUGUCAGUCCUUGCUGCGUUCCAUGAUCGAAGUGGAUCCGCGCAAACGAAUUACGUUAAAAGAAGUACUCGAACACAAGUGGGUGACGAGUGACCAAAAUAUGCCCCUUCAACUCGAAUUGCCCAUGACCCAAGCCGUUCAGACCGCAAUCAUUCCCACUCGUGCGGAUAUCGAUCCAGACAUAUUUGGAACCAUGACCUCACUGCAAUGCUUCCGGGAUCAGGAGAAACUGGUGGAGGAAUUGCUAUCCCCUGUGUACUUGCGCAUCGCAUCCGAAUUGGCUAUACUGCACGUCAAAAGUAGUCCCCUGGUACGCAGUAAUCCCCAUACACUGCAAAACUUCAUCAAUCGAAGUCAUGACGGGAACGAUUCGAAGGUGUCACAAAUUCGAUGGAUUCCGGUAUCUGCUAACUUGCUCAAACCUUGA
Echinostoma caproni is the source of this 840-nucleotide messenger RNA. The record is from the annotation of a GenBank genome assembly. Lineage: Eukaryota; Metazoa; Platyhelminthes; Trematoda; Plagiorchiida; Echinostomatidae.